GGGCCGCGGAAGCCACGCUCCAGCUCGCAGGCGUCGGAGGGCUCAGCGCUACGCCGCGCUGCAUUAUGGAACACAGAGUUUAAUAGAAAGCUCGGCAGGGAACACAUUCCAGACCAAGCUUGCGUUUACAUUGCCUCGGGGGCGGGGCAAGGAAGAGCCGAUCAAGAUUUCGUCAUAAAACCGCGACCCGGCAGGCGGCGCCAUCUUCGAACUUGGACUUCCGGAAGGACUUUGGCGCGGAUCCUGUAGUGUUUGUGUUUGCUGAAAACUUUCUUCUGUUUUCUGGACUAGUUCUUUUGAAAGGGCAGCCAUUUUGGGGGGUGCAGAUGGAUGCCUGCGGGGUCGGCUAUGUUGCCCUGGGGGAGGCCGACCCCGUGGGGAGCAUGAUUGUGGUAGACUCUCCUGGACAAGAAGAACUAAGCCAGCUGGAUGUCAAGGCCUCCUCAGAAUCGUCCAGUGUAGAGGCUUCCAUCGAGAUGUCACUACCUCCUCCUUUGCCUGGAUUCGAGGAUUCUUCUGACAAGAGGAGGCUUCCUCCAGAUCAGGAAAGCCUCACCAGGUUGGAACAGCAAGAUCUUUCUUCAGAGAUGUCAAAGGUCUCAAACCCUAGGGCCUCAAAGCCAUCCGGGAGGAGAGGUGGUAGGACACCAAGGGGCGCUAAAAGGCCUCAGCAACGUAAACCUCCAUCCACCCCUCUGGUUCCUGGUCUCUUAGAUCAGUCCAACCCUCUGUCCACCCCCAUGCCUAAGAAACGAAGUCAAAAGUCCAAGGGAGACCUGCUACUAUUGAAGUUGUCCAAAGGCCUAGAUCAGCCAGAGUCUCCACAUCCAAAGAGGCCCCCCGAGGACUUUGAGACCCCUUCUGGGGAACGACCCCGCCGAAGGGCUGCCCAAGUGGCACUUCUGUACCUUCAGGAACUAGCUGAAGAACUCUCCACAGCCCUGCCCACACCACUGACUGCUCCCAAGAGUCCCAAGGUGAGCAGCCCCACAAAGCCGAAGAAGACCCGGCAAGCCGCCUCUCAGGGUGAAGAAGAUGGAAGUGCUCGGGAUGAAGACUUUGUUCUCCAGGUUGAGGGUGAAGAUGAGGAAGAAAGUGAGGCCCCAAGUGAGAAUUCAUCUGAUCCUGAGCCCGUUGCACCCCGAAGCACCCCACGAGGACCUGCUGCAGGGAAACAGAAACCACACUGCCGGGGCAUGGCUCCCAAUGGCUUACCCAAUUACAUCAUGGCUCCUGUUUGGAAGUGCCUCCACCUCACCAAGGACCUCCGGGAACAGCAGCAUUCAUUCUGGGAGUUUGCUGAAUGGAUUCCAGUAGCCUGGAAGUGGCAGUUGUUAUCUGAACUUGAAGCAGCUCCCUACCUGCCCCAGGAGGAGAAGUCUCCCCUGUUUUCUGUACAACGUGAGGGGAUUCCUGAGGACGGCACAAUCUACCGAAUAAACAGAUUUAGUUCGAUCACAGCACAUCCAGAGCGCUGGGAUGUGUCCUUCUUCACAGGGGGACCGCUCUGGGCUCUGGACUGGUGCCCAGUGCCUGAAGGGUCAGCAGCCUCACAGUAUGUGGCCCUUUUCUCCAGCCCUGACAUGAAUGAGACACACCCACUGAGCCAGCUUCAUUCAGGCCCUGGGCUGCUGCAGCUCUGGGGUCUUGGGACAUUGCAGCAAGAAAGCUGUCCUGGCAACAGGGCCCACUUUGUCUAUGGGAUUGCUUGUGACAGUGGUUGUAUCUGGGACCUCAAGUUCUGCCCCAGUGGGGCAUGGGAGCAUCCAGAAACCCUUCGGAAGGCUCCUCUCCUGCCUCGCCUGGGUCUCUUGGCUCUGGCCUGCUCAGAUGGGAAGGUACUACUGUUCAGUCUGCCGCAUCCUGAGGCCCUCCUGGCUCAGCAGCCCCCAGAUGCUAUGAAGCCUGCCAUCUACAAGGUCCAGUGUUUGGCAACUCUUCAGGUGGGGUCUGUGCAAGCUUCAGACCCUUCUGAGUGCGGUCAGUGCCUUAGCCUGGCUUGGAUGCCUACCAGGCCUCACCACCACCUGGCUGCUGGAUACUAUAAUGGCAUGGUAGUUUUCUGGAAUCUUCCCACUAACUCACCCCUCCAAAGGAUACGGCUCUCUGAUGGUUCCUUAAAGCUGUACCCCUUCCAGUGUUUCCUAGCCCAUGACCAGGCUGUUCGUACAAUUCAGUGGUGCAAAGCUAACAGUCAUUUCCUGGUAUCGGCAGGGAGUGACCGGAAAAUCAAAUUCUGGGAUCUUCGACGACCUUAUGAACCAAUAAACUGUAUCAAGCGCUUCUUGAGUACAGAGCUUUCCUGGCUGCUCCCGUACAAUGGUGUCACAGUGGCACAAGACAACUGUUAUGCCUCUUACGGGCUCUGUGGAAUUCAUUACAUUGAUGCCGGUUACCUUGGUUUUAAGGCCUAUUUUACAGCUCCACGAAAAGGCACUGUCUGGAGUCUUUCAGGUUCAGACUGGCUCGGGACAGUCGCUGCAGGAGAUAUAUCUGGGGAGCUCAUUGCAGCUAUUUUACCUGAUAUGGCAUCAAACCCAAUCAAUGUCAAGAAACCUGCAGAAAGACGAUUUCCUAUAUAUAAAGCAGAUCUGAUACCAUACCAGGACAGCCCCGAAGACCAAGACUACUCCUCGACUUCCUCCGAGACCCCCAACCCCCCAAAAGCGAGGACCUACACUGAAACCAUCAACCACCACUACUUGCUCUUUCAAGAUACAGAUCUGAGUUCCUUCCACAAUCUGCUUCGUAGAGAACCGAUGCUUCGCAUGCAAGAAGGAGAGGGACAUUCUCAGCUUUGCCUGGACAGGCUGCAACUUGAAGCUAUUCACAAGGUACGUUUCAGCCCAAACCUGGACUCCUACGGAUGGCUGGUAUCUGGGGGGCAGUCAGGGCUGGUUCGGAUCCAUUUUGUCCGUGGACUCACCUCCCCACUGGCCCACCGUGUACAGCUUGAAAGCCGAGCCAACUUCAAUGCUAUGUUCCAACCAUCCUUUCCAACAGAAGGGCCUGGUUUCUCUCCAAGCAGCCAUUGCCUUCUCCCCAACCCCUAGUCUGGUCCACACAGAACUCUUGGAUUGAAGUCUGCCAAGAACAAAUGGCCCCCAUGCACAGAGCAUAGGACCUGGGCCCUUCCUGGACAGUGAUGGUGCCAGGCCUAAAUCUUUAGGCCUUCAUGCCCCAAACUCCUUAAAUCCCUCUCCUUCCACAGACUUCUAUGGUCACAGCUCCCUGCAGGUAGGGGGGCUCCCCCUCCACAACAAUUCCUAUCCCUAAAACCGUGGCUCACAAGAAACACUCAGGCCAAA
Grammomys surdaster is the source of this 3308-nucleotide messenger RNA. It is a transcript of the gene Gtf3c2, whose product is annotated as general transcription factor IIIC subunit 2. NCBI's taxonomy places the organism in Eukaryota, Metazoa, Chordata, Mammalia, Rodentia, Muridae. The coding region runs from base 327 to 3053 and encodes 908 amino acids. The record is from RefSeq and is a predicted model, not a curated record. Gene Ontology annotation, cellular component: transcription factor TFIIIC complex. Gene Ontology annotation, biological process: transcription by RNA polymerase III. The transcript has 20 exons. Gene Ontology annotation, molecular function: protein binding.